CCUGUGCCACCUGUACCAUCAAGAUCAAGAUCAAGAAGAGAUCAGUUGAUUCGCGCCAAACAGAAAUAGUAGAUUUAUCAAGCCGUGUUGUUUCCUGGGCGUUGCAAAAAAUCUGCUUUCGCUGAUUGUAGUUUUCAGAACACAUUGAAUGUAUGGCUGCCAGUCCCCAGUUAGCGUUAUACACCUGGUAUCACCAGCACAAGAAGAAAGAUCUAGGGUUUGGACAAAAAGAUUGGCUGUAUUUUUUUCAAGAACAAGUUAAAGAUGAUAAAAAAAAUAGCUCGACAAACACUUUCACAAAAAUAUGUGAAGGAAUUGUAAAUGAUGAAUGUGUGACAAGGGAAUCACAAGUAGAAGAAAAGAACAAAGGAAAUUUGGACAAGUUGAAGCAACUACAACAGCAGCAAAAUGAAGACUGUGCUGAUGCUGUGAAUUUGCACCUUAGUACAAAAUUUCAAGAAGAAGAGCAAGAUGAAUAUUGGAGCCAAUCCAGCAGCCACAGCCAAAAGAUAGAAGGGGCCCAACAUCCUUCAGGGGAGGAACCAGUCACACCACACACAUCUCAGCUCAACACAACUCUCAACAGCCCCAUACUUUUACUACCACAAGGCAACAACAUAUCAGUGGAAGAAUCACACACCUUGCCAUUGUGCAGCCCAGCACUGACACUUUGUGAUGUAUUCUCACCUGCAAAGAGGGAUAGCAGCCCAAGGGAUACCAUAAUGGAAAGUCUGGCUAUUAAUUUGGACGGUUCAGAAGUUUCAUGGAGCAGUGCCUUGGCUACACCCACCAGUACCAGCCAUAGCCACACCGUUGACUGCACCUCCCCAUCCACCCUUGAACGCCAAACUCUUCAUCCUAGGCAGGGACUGAGAGAAAAUGUGUUGGCUCGAUCACUCUUCAGUCCACGAACAUGUGGAGCUGCUGGUUCAUCUUCAAGUGGGGAACUGAGUCCUGGUCUUGGUAUCAUCAACUGUUUCUCUCCAGUUUCAAGGUUCAGUUGCAGGUCUAUGUCUUCAACAAAUCAAAAGAGGCCCUGUCAUGAUGAAAGAACUAAGCCUGACUGGCUAGAAGCUGGGACUCAGGGGUUCAGAAUAAGUGUCAACUGUGAGAAGAAUGUACUACAUGGAAAAAAUAUAUUGGUUAACCCAGAGGAAAAUCAGCAAAGAAGUGGCAUUAGGCCUUUUUUAUGUGAUGAGGAAUACUCUCACAGCCCUCAAACAAAACCGAUGCAAGAUUGUAUUGUGGUGAGACCAGACCAGACCAGCACACCAGUACAGCCUAGAUCUGUGAAAGCAAGGCACCUAGUACUUAAUGAACAGUCACCAAAACCUAUAGAUUUCCUAGAGCCUAUCCCAUUUGAGCAAGAGAUAAAAGAAGAAGGAACUCAGGAAACUAAUUUAGGUUUAUAUAAAAAAGGUGUUACUGAAUAUUCCUGUGAUUCAGCAGAAGAUCCAUUUGAUAUAAUGUGUUCUCCAGUGUGCAAAGUCAAGCAAAGGAAGAAAAGCAUCAUUGGUAAAAUUAAAUCAACACUGGAAACAUCAGAAUUGAAAUUGAAUGAAAAAGUUAAGUUGAUUGACUCUGUAAAAUCUACUGAUGAAAAAAUAAAAAAGGAACCUGUUCUUAUAGAGGUUGAGGACAGCCUGAGUGAGAUGUUUAGUGGCUGUCCUGACAAGAAUAUGCCCAUUGAGGGUGUAAAUAUAUCUGGAGAAAAUAGUUUAUGUAAAGAUGGAUCCCUUUUGAGCUCUUUGAGUAAUGAGAAAAUUGAGGCUGUAAAAAAUGCUGAUCCCAAAGUAAAAGUAUUAAAUGAAGAGCACACAAUAGAUGUGAACUGCCAAACUGAUAUAAGACACCAAACCGAGCAUUCCAUAAAGAGGUCUGAUCAACACAGUACAACUCCACCUUUUGGAAUGUUUGUUGCUGAAUUGUCUGUUAAUCCAAAAAGAAUAAAUUUGUCUGAUAGCAUUAAUGCAGAAAAGCAGUGUAUAGAAAUGACAUCUAAAGACAAAGAAAAAUGUAUCUCUUGCUCAAAACAAGAAAGAACAAACAUAGAAAUGCCCUCCUUCUUUAAGAAGAGUAAACUUGCAAAAAGAUUUGUUUAUCCAACUAAUUUAGGUGAGGGCUAUGAGGAGUUGAAUGUUUCAUAUACAGAAACCAUAGGAGAUGAUGAAACAAGGAAAAAGACAGAAGCACCAGGCACCAAUGGUGUCACCAGGAACAUUCCAAAUAUUGGAUUGGCAAGUGAUAUAUCAAAUAAGACAGUAGAGUCAGAAAGUAAAGGGGUCAUUUGUAGCACACCAGUUAAUAAAAGAGAAGAUGAAAAAUGUAUUGAAGUAGUGCCAGUGAGUAAAAGGACUAUUUGUAACACUCAUGCAGGAAGAGAUGAAAGUUGGCUUGAUGGAGAAAUACCAAAUGGUAAAAGAACUAGCUGCAACAUUCCAGCCACCCUUCCUAAGGCAAAGGAGGAAGUAGAUUUCUUGGCAAAGAGGCAAAAAAAGUUCCUUUCUCUCUCAAAUCUGGAGAAUAGUGACACUUUAGAGAUAAGUUCCAACUCAUCAUUUGAACCUUUACAACAUGAUGGAUGUGAACAAUCGGCUAAAUCUUCUGAAAUGAAGAAAAGACCUAUUGAUACAAAAGAAAGAACAAGUACUGAUAACCAGCACUGCAUCCACAGAGUAGUACCAGUAGCCUCUGUGACUCCUUUUGAAAGGGAAAGUACAAAGGAGAUUACAGUUAAUAGCUCACUGCAGACUUACAAUGUGGAUAUUAAAUUUCAAGAAAAUAUGCAGAAUAUUUCCAUUACUCCAUCAAGGAAUAUGAAAAUGAGUUCUGUGAGAACUCAGGUUGACUUAGCCAGCAUUACUCAACCAGCAUUGCCAGAACAGUGCCCAGUGGAUCUAUCAGAACUUAAGGUGCAUGAACAUAAGCCUGUAGAGGGCUUGACCAUCCAAGGAAAUAAAGGGCAAGUAAAGCAUGCUGUCUCCAUUUCACUCAACAACCAGCUGGUGUCUGAUACUUUUAGCGAUAUUGAUUUCUCAGAUAGUGAUUUUGACAUAUCUCUUCCAUUGGAGGAAGGGAGUGCUAUGGAUAAUAACAAAAAUCUGAAACCAGACAAAGAUAGUGAUGUAUUUACAAAAGUUGCAUGCAGGAAAGGAGGUUUUGAUGAAGAUUACUUCAAUUGGAGCAAUUCAGUGAGAGAUCCAGGCUUUACUGGUUUUAUGACUGGCAGUGGGAAACAAGUGAAGGUUAGUGACAAGGCUCUUGAGGAGGCCAGAAAAUUUUUGGAAGAGCAGACAUGUGAAGAACAUAAUCUUGGACUCCAGCAAGUUUCAAAUGGAAAGCCUGUCAAUAUGGAUUAUUCAGAUAUACCUCAGGUAAAAAGAGAAAAAAAUAAAUUGACGAGUUUGCAUAUGGCAGCAGGUUCAAAUUUCUGCACCUUAUCUGAAAUGGGAUCCUUUACCAUACUUAAUGGCUUACCAAAUGAUGUAGGUAAUGAGGGAACAUCAAAAUUUGGACAAAACACUCACAAUAAAAAUAUUCUUGAGGUGAAUAGCAACUGUACUUAUGAGAAGGCACAAGGUGUAUUAGCUGAAGAAACAUCAAGGCAAAACACUAGUGAAGACAUGAAGAAUACCUUUACCCAUGGAGAUGGUGAAAUGAGUAAAGGUUCUGUUGUGCAAGAUUCAUGUUAUGACACUAGCAGAAAAACAAGUGUUUAUGGCACUACUGAAACACAGCAGCUGAAAGCUAAGAACACUGGCAGAGGGUUUCAGAAGUUUGCCAAAAGUGAAGAGGCAGAAGUGAAAGCUAGUAUGGUCUUUGAAAGUGCAUACUUGCUUUGUAAAGAAAGCAAUAGUACUGGUGAAGCUAAAUUGAUGGAAAAUACAGAAACCACUAUAGAGCAUAAAGCUAGUGCAUUUCAAGGCUUUAGCACUGCUGCUGGAUCUCAGAUAAAAAUCAGCAAAGAAGCAUUAAGGAAAGCACAAAUAUUUUGGGAAGAAGAAAAAUGUGAAAAAGCUGAUAUGAGUAUACAGACUCAUGAAAAUGAGACCAGUAGACUACAUGAAUAUAAUAGUUUAUCAAAAGUUCAGACUGUAAGAUUAAGGUCAGCCAUUCCUGCAGAGUUAAAGACCACCAUAGGAACUCUGACAUUAAAAAGUCAACAAUGUAUACCUAGUAGGAGAUUAAAAACUACAAUGUAUUCCAGUAAUGAUUGUAAUUUAUCAAAUCAACCAAAGCAUGAUUUAGAAAAGCUUUCAAAAAGUGGCCUGCCUUCAUCACAUACAGAUAAAUCUAUUUGUAGCAGUACUUAUGUUUUAGGUCAUCAGUCUGGCAGUCUGGUUGCAUCUCAGCAUAUUACAAAUGAAGCAAAUAAAAAGGGAAUCAGUUUGCACACAUUACACAGUGAACCAUUUUCUUUUAAGAAGAAUUCUAAAAGUAUAUCCAAUGCAGAAAACAACACUUUAUUGGAAAUGGAUGUGGGAUUUCAUACAAUAAAAAAAAAAGCUUUUGUGAAGGAAGCCUCUAUUUCAAAAGCUGCUCACCAGAAAGAAACAACUAGUAGUGAAAAAGUGAGACCUCUGCAGCAACAGAAUAUCAUCUGGGACCCUGAGGUCUUGGAAGAAAUUGGUACUGGAUUCCAUACAGCUAAAGAAGAGAAAAUUUCAGUGAAUAAGAGCUCUGUUACUCAAGCUUGUUUAUUAUGGAAGGAGACUGAUGGCUCUGAGGUGAAAACACUUGACCAAGAGGUAGCUCAAGAGCUAGAGAGUACACACUUUAAUGUUGAAAUAUCAGAUAAGCUGAUUAGCAAACCUGAUGGAAUGUUCCUUGGAAGCAUGAAAGUUGCCCCAGACUUACACUGUUUGCCAAAAAAGGACGUGGAUUCUAAUAUUUCCUCCACCAACACACUUCCUGUAAGGAAAACAGAAGAGAAAGAAUUUGCAGCAUUCAGUAAUCAAGGAACCAUGUCAAGUAUAGAUGUGGAAAUUAGUGGGAAGAGAAAUGAAUAUGAUGAAACAAGCACAAAGCUACAGUUAAGAAAUGCAGAUACAUUCACAGUUCUUAACACAGACACUUCCACUGCUAGUGAAAAGAAUGUUGUUCAGAAUUUGAACUUGUUUAUUAAACCAAGAAAACUAUUUGAGGAUGAAAUGCAUUUCAAGUCAGUGAUGAAUUGCCAAACUCCAUUAUCAGUUAGCCAAAAUGAUAUUGAUUUCUUUAGUGAUGGAAAAUCAAAUAUUCAUAAAAAUAAGAUUGACAAUACAAAACAAGUUAAAGUUAGUAGCAAGUCUUUGCAACAAGCAAAACAACUAUCACAGCAGUGUAUUAUCAGUAAAAAUUGUCCUUCAUUUGAGACAGAGAAAGACUUGAAUAAUACUUGUAAGAGGCAAGCUGCAGCAGUAGAAUCCUUUGUGGUGACAGUUGAUCAAAAUACUGGAAAUACUGAUGAAUGUGUAGAAGUUAUAUGUGGAUCACCCAUUUUAGGUUCACAAAGAAGUAAUAAAGAAAAAGAUAUCAACAACAUGUGCUUGUUGACUGCAUCCCGAUCACUGAAGAAUGAUUCAGUCAAUACUCAGGAGAUUUCUGACAUCUCAGAUGUUACUGAAGCCUUUCUUAAGGAUAGUGAGGACACCACAAAGAAACUAUCCAGCCAGAGGAAAAGGCCAUUGAGCUUGGAUGAAAAUAAGGAAAAAGACUCAUUAACUUCUCACAAGAAGAUGAAAGGGAAUAUGACAUGUAGCCAGCCUGAAAAUUUACAAGGUUGUGGUGCAAGAGAAACCUCCAGGAUCCUUGCUAGAGAAAAGCUGAAGGAACUGAUACAGCUGAAGGAAAAACAGGGAGUCCAGCCAAUACCAGGGUCUUUGUAUAAGCUGAGGACUGAAAGGAAGCAGGAUAGGAUAAAGCUACAUUCAUAUGGAAACUUGAAGUUAUAUAACAGGAAAAAGAGGAAGGUUGAAACUGUCACCUUUAGCAAUGCCUUACACUACCGUUUUGAGGUGCAGGAUUCAAGGUGUGACAGCAUAAAGUGUGAUGAUGGGUGUGUCCUACUACUGGGUCCUGAUGAUUGUGUUGGGAUAGAAGAAGUGGAGCUUGGGUUCCUUGCAAUGCCUGGUGUCCACCCAGGCCUCAUCCCACCCUCAUGGAUACACAACCAUUACAAGCUGAUCGUAUGGCAACUUGCUGCCUUAGAGAGGCGAAUAUUUGAUUGUCAGGUCCUAACAGUGGAAAAUGUGGUUGCCCGACUCAAAUACCGCUAUGACCGAGAAAUUGAUCGAGCAGAGCGGUCCAUACUAAGGAAAAUCACAGAGCAAGAUGAUGUUCCACAAAAGACCAUGGUCCUCUGUGUAACAAGUGUAAAGCUGGGCCUAGAGGCUGAUGCAAGAGAUGUCAAGUCAAGAACUGUGGACACCAGAUUGCUGCCUAUGCUGGAGCUGACAGAUGGCUGGUACAUCAUAGGUGCUGUGGUGGACAAAGCCAUGUGCCAGCUGAUCAAAAACAAAAGAGUGGAGGUGGGCACCAAGCUGGUUCUCCAUGGUUCAGAGCUGGUUGGUACCACCUGUCCAUGCCAUCCCUUGAAGGCUUCUCCUACACUGUGCCUCCGCUUGCACACCAACAUGACAAGGCGGGCACGGUGGUGGACACGCCUUGGCCUGCUGCCUCAGAAUGGGCCACUUCCAUCAUUCCUGGAAGCUACUCACUGUGAUGGAGGUCUUGUGGGACAAGUGAAUGUGAUGGUGACACGUCUCUACCCUUUAUACUAUGAGCGCUCACAAGAUGGUUUAGGGGUAUUCAUGGGUGAGAAGGCUUACUUGAAAAAGCUUUUUGAAACUGAGAGGCAAAAAGAGUUAUUAGUUGAGCAGAUUACUGCAGAAGUUGAAAAAGAGCUUCAUCAUGAAGAGAGAAAGGAAGGUCUGAAGACAGAGAAGCAUAUCAUGACCCCUGAAGAGAUCCGAGGCCUCACUCUUGGACAGGAAAUUUCACAAUUGUUAGAUGAGGCAGCAGAUCCAUCAAGCUUGGAGGAAUUGUUAACUCCUCAUCAAAAACAGCUGGCAAGAACUUGGUGUGAGAAAAAUACAGAAGAAACAAGGCAGAGGCUUCACACUGAAGUGAUGAAUCGCUUUGCAAAAAGACAAAAACACUUUGAGGCAAUUCCUCUGUUGAAGGUGCGUAUUGUUGAUGGAGAACGUGAUGGAGCCUUAGUGACAGUAUGGAGGCCAUCUAUGGAACUGAGAGAGAAUAUCUCUGAAGGAUCCUUCUUCACCAUACGUUAUCUCAUGGCUGAUGGUUUCAGGUGGGGCAUCAGGCAGUUCAUAACCACUCGACAGACCAGAUGGGAAGAGUCCUUCAGAGGCCCUUUAUUGUGGCGUGAGAAGUUUGCUCGCUCAGUAACUCCUUUGUGCCUUAUCACUUCAAAAGACCUAAAUCCACUGUGGCGGGAGGUGGAUGUAGUUGGGGUGGUGCUGAAGAUUGGAAAGUCCAAUCCUAAAUAUCAGAUUGUGUACCUUGUGGAUCACUGCCUCAACAUUUUGGCUGUCAACUUCUGGGGUGGCCUCAAGAAGUGUGGCUAUGAGGACAGUGUAGUGGUUGGUACCAUGAUGUGCCUCAUGAACUGCAGUUGGAGAGGAUAUAAUGGUGGCAUUAUUGGUUGUAUUCAUUUCACUGAGCAUAGCAUGGCCACCUUUUCCCCCAGCAGCCCUCAUCUUGUUGAAGCAGCUGCACAUCUUAGGAACAGCAUCAAGGACAUGAAGAGCUUAAUAAAUGAUGCAGACAAGAAAUUGGAUGAAACUCUUGAUAGUCCAGCAUUUCCUGACAAAGUUUCACACUGUAGUGAGAAGAUGAUAGAAUGGAAGCAUAUCAGAAGUAUGGGAAAUGAAUCAUUCCAAACUGGUAAAGGGAACAAUGGUAGCAACUUGAAAGCAAAUAGACAAGAGCAGCAAGCAAAGGAGGUGCAGAGCAAGCUGAAGUUACUCAGCCAGUAUGGAUCACCAGGAUACUCACCAGAGAUUUUGUCAUCUGCUUCUCUUCAGACCCGCAAACCGUUCCGCAUACCUCUUAGGAGGCCUCAGAAGAACAGCACCUUAAUUGAGGAAAAUAAAUGUAAUUAGUUCCUUCAUUGAUAUUUAUUGUAAUGUCAUUAUCAUUGUAUUUUUCUGUUAAUAUAUUCAUCAUUUUAAAGAAAGACAUUAAAUUCAUUGAUUAUUUUAAAAAAUAACUUAGUUAGGAGAAAGGUUUUAUGUACUCUGUUGCACAUGGAUGAAUUACAGAUCUUAGGCAGAAAAA
Scylla paramamosain (green mud crab) is the source of this 8280-nucleotide messenger RNA. Its product is annotated as breast cancer type 2 susceptibility protein-like. The record is from RefSeq and is a predicted model, not a curated record. The coding region runs from base 153 to 8105 and encodes 2650 amino acids. Gene Ontology annotation, biological process: double-strand break repair via homologous recombination; regulation of DNA-templated transcription. NCBI's taxonomy places the organism in Eukaryota, Metazoa, Arthropoda, Malacostraca, Decapoda, Portunidae. The transcript is spliced from 19 exons. Gene Ontology annotation, cellular component: nucleus.